Linum trigynum is the source of this 5888-nucleotide messenger RNA. The record is from the annotation of a GenBank genome assembly. NCBI's taxonomy places the organism in Eukaryota, Viridiplantae, Streptophyta, Magnoliopsida, Malpighiales, Linaceae.
CAGGAUUUUUGGGCAUGAUACUAUACCCUAACCCUUAAUGAGUGAACUCUAGGUCCUAAUUAUCUAAAUCAUAAACUAUAAACUCUAAGAUGGUGCAUUGAUUUUUUUACCUGUAUUCGGACGAAUCAUAACCGUCGAUUAUUGUUUCUAAUUAAAUUGAUCUUCGGGUAUAAGAUUUAGAGAAUUAAGACCUAGAUGUUGAUCUUUAAGGGUUAGAGUAUAGUAUCAUGUCCGAAAGAUUAGUCAAUUCAAGUUCUAGAUAGCAUUUUCUUACUCAAGGUAUGCGGUACCCCGGAUUUCACCCGGGGUACCAUAGAACUCCCCAUAUAUAUAUAUAUAUAUAUAUAUAUAUGGUGGCGUUUUCAGUGCACCCACUUUUUUGGGUGCACUCAGUGCACCCGCCUCAUAAUUAUCAUUCUGAGCAUGAGUCCUUGUCAAAACGGUAUCAAUUGUUGCUUAUGAUAUUAUGAACAAGAAGCACAUGAAUUUGAAAAAAAAUCAUUCAAAAUUUACUUUAAUUUGAAAGAUUUAGGAUUUGGGGAUUUAGGGUUAGGGUUUAGGUUUACAAUUUGGAAAUUUGGGUUGGGAUUCUAAAUUGAAGGUUAAGAGGUUAGGGUAAUAGAUUGAUUUGUUAUGAUUCUAUCUCAUAUCAUCAUAUUAGAUUGAGAGUACUAAUUAAAAUUCAAAAUUUGAUGUACUAUGGACACUUUUAGAGUUGGGUGCACUGAGUGCACCCAAAAGAGUGAGUGCGCCGAAGUAGCCACCUAUAUAUAUAUGGCAUAACACGGCUACUAAUUACUAAUUACACAGACACUUAAACAUAGCUUUGAUAAAAUAUAAGUUGGUACUUUGAUAAAUUAUAAGUUGAUAAUUAUAUAUAGGGCAUAACGCUAAUAGCUAUUGUAAUAAAAACAGUGAAACGAUAUUGAUGUGAUUCUGUUUUGUUUUGCGCAGUCUAAAUUUGGCUAUAUAUUCCGGUUGAGCAUUUGCUACUUGUCUGUUAAGAAUGGUAAUUAAUGGGUGCAUUUGUCACGUAUUUGGAUACUAAUACCUGCUUCGUGGAAAGUCGAGUUCAGAUUAAGUAAUUUAUCAUGGGGCACGAAUCGAGGAAUAUCAACCUAUAUAGAUAUAUAAUUUAAAUAUAAAACAUUAAAAAUAUUUAUGUAUGUAGUUAAAUUAUUUCAGACAUUAUAGCUCUCAUCUAUUUGCAACUUUACUAUAACUAAAAUAUUAGGUAAGAAGAGUUAAAUUCUAACUAAUUAGAAUAAAAUUACAUGUUAUUUAGAUAAGAAAUGAUCAAAUAAGAGAAGGAUCAGGACAACUUAGGUCAAAUAGACCGCUCACGCCUUGCCUGUCUACGGUAGGAUAUUUGACGCUAGCCAGCUCUAUAUGUAGAAUCAGUAAAUUAAUCAGCUGAUCAUCAUAUUAUUCGACCAAAUCCUGGGUUCGAAUUUUGAGAACAACAACUAACUAACGAAAGAACGUUGUUUUCUGACAAUUUAACAAUGGUGGAGGGGAGGAAGCAUGAUCUAAUCAUAGUUUCUCAUCCCACAGCAAUUGAUGCGGCCGGUAGAGCCCUUAACCUAACGUUACUCUUUUGCAGAACAUUGCUCCGUCGCCGACAUAAGGUCGGCGGCGGAGUAAUGUUUUGCGAAGGAGCAGGAUGAGGGGCUCUACCGGCGGCAGAUCAAUUCUUGUGAGAUGAGAAACUAUGACUACGAUCAAUAGCCACCACCAUAUGACCAUUAUGAAGAUGCCCAUCUUUCACUACUUUAUAUUUGUACGCGCAUGAAUGACUAUUUCGACUAGACCCUUUUCAUUAGAUCCGUUUGACAUGUUUUGGAGCGUCUAAUAUCCUCCCGUAGGCGUGAGGAGUCUCUUUGACCUUAGUUGUCCUGAUCCUUCUCAUAUUUGAUCCAUACUUACCUAAAUCACAUGUAAUUUUACUAAAAUUACUUAUGAUUUAAUAUUUUAGUUAUAAUAAAGUUGUAAACAAGUGUGAGUUUCAAUUUUUCUAAUAAUUUAACUACAUUCACUACGUUAUAGUUUGUUUCUUGAUUUUCUUCAUGAAAAAUGAAUAUUUUUAAUGUUUUCUAUUUAAAUUUACAUAUCUAUGUAUAUGGGUUGACAUGCCUCGCAACUCGUGUCACUUAAAAAAUUACAUGAUCUGACGAACAAGGGCUUGACCUAGUGGUAAUACCACUAGCCUAGAACCUGGAGGUCCCAGAUUUGAAUCCCUUAAGUAGUACCUUAAUAACAACAAAAUAAAAAUUUAUAUCACCCUUAUAAAAAAAAUUACAUGAUCUGAAUCUAAAUUGCCACGAAACACAUAUUAGUAUCGAAAUACACGCCACUCCCCGCGAUUACCAUUCCUACUAGUGAGUUCACUAACAGACAAGGUACCAAAUGCUCGACCGGAUUAUAUAACCAAUUUUAGACGGCGCAAAACAAAACAGAAUCUCAGCAAUAUUGUUUCACUGUUUUUUGUAGAACUUUCACUGUUUUUUAUUACAAUAUAUGUAGUGAUAUAAUAAGGAAAAAAAAUUGAGUAAUUUACGUCAACAAAACUAUAGGAGGCAGAGAAUAUUCCUAGGAGAAGAUAAGGUUGUCGUCAUUGGAAUGGGUUUUGGUCGAUCGAUCACGACAAAGCCAAGGAAAAUAGAAACAAGAAGUGCGAUGCUAUGCCAAGAAUCCACCCGAGAAUAGAAAUUCAUUGAUAUUACUCAUCAGUUCAUUAAUUGUUACUAUAAAUACGUAGCAGCAGUGCACUCUCUGCAUAUAACCAACUUCCAUAAAGAAAGGAAGAAGAAGAAGCAGCUAAGCAACUAAUCAGCUAGCCAUGGCCAGUGCCAAGUAGUAGUGUUGCUAAUAAGUUGGCUGCAGUAGUCCCUCUUCUCAUUAUCAUCAUCUUUUCAGGUACAUACUAGUUAAAGUGUUGGGCAUGUGACUCGGACCUAGCCGUGCAAGGUAAGACGCGCCGACACAAGGCGCGCUCGAAGGUCUAAGGCGCGCACGAAGGCCUAAAGGCGCGCCACAACGCGUGCGCGGGUGGAAAGAAUCAACGCGCGAAGACCCAGAGCCCCUCACAAGCUGCGCGAGGGUGGAAAGUAUCAAGGCGCGGAGACUCCGGCGCGUCGUAAGCCACGCGCGUGCUGAGGGGGACGAACGAGUAUCGAGUCACAAAGCCGUAAGGAGUUCCCCUCACACUCCCCGAGGGUCAGCCACGUUGGGAUCAGAGAUACAGUCGUAGGUACACCUCUGACAUGUCCUAGGUAGGGGGAUGGCCUAAAUCCCCGACACGUCAGUGGUCAUGUCAAGGUCAAGGUCCCAUCAUGUAAUCCACCCACUCACCCACCACCAUGUAGCCUAUAAAUAUGGCAUUUACUCCGGUGGGUGAGGGGGAUCGCAUUUUAGCCAUUCCCUCUCUAUGAAUAUCAACUUCUCUCUCUAAAACUAGAAUUCUCUCAAUCUCAUUCCCAAAGUUCCCGACUUUCCCUUUGUUUAGUCUUCUUGACCCACAUAUUUCCCCGAACCUCACUCCUACACUCAGUUAGGUUCAAACAAUUGGCGCCCACCGUGGGGCCAAGAAGAAACGCAGAAGAAAAUCCACCAAUGGCAGAGCGCAACCACGACCAACCAGACGAAGCGACGCCAAUCAAGGCAAUGACCGACCCAAGGGCGUUCGCAGAAGCCAGCGACCUCAACGCGGUGCUCAUCGAAGAAGAGGAGCCCGAGCUGACAUCCAAAGAAAUGAGGGAGCUGAUGACGAAGCAAAACAACGUCAUAGCUGACAUGCAGAAACAAAUGAGCCAAGUCAUCGCGCUCAUGUUGAGCAGGGAGGCCGCGCCAACGGUAGACGCGAUAGCGGUCGCGCCUCAACAAGCCUUGGGAGAAGCGUCGGGAAUCGCCCAACUACCACAACACGCGCCAACGGAAUUCCCCGCGUGCGAAACGCAGGGAAUUGAGCCACCAGGGCGGGUGAACCUCAGCUUCUUAGAGCAACACUUGGCUCCGCAAUACCGACCCAACCCGCCUAAGAGGGUCCUCCACCAGCCGUUGAGCGCGCAAAUAAUGGCGGAGCACCCAAGCGGAGCGCCACCCACCCUCCCAACAUACAACGGCACGACCGACCCAGAAGACCACGUGAGCACCUUCUGCUUGCGCAUGCAACUCCAAACCAACUCCAACGCCGCGCUGUGCAGAACCUUCCCAUCGACGUUCACCGGAAUAUGCCUCGACUGGUAUAACCGGCUCCCGAACGGAAUCAUCCGCUCGUUCGAGGAGUUCAUACUUCUGUUCACAACAAAGUUCGCGUCCCAGAAGCGGCGCCCUCUACACCUCAAGGCCCUGAUAGAUAUCAGGCAAAAGGACGGAGAAAGCCUGAGAGCUUUCUACGCUAGAUGGUCCAGGGUGGCAAUGGCCGUCCGCGACCUUACCCCCGAAACCGCCGCCCAUCACCUCAUGGAGGCCACACUACAAGAAAAAACCCUUUCCGCAACCAUCAAAAAGGGUUGCUGAAGAUCGGAAAAUGGUUGCCGAAACUUUUUGUCAACCAUAAAUGGGGGUCGCCAACAUGGUCGGCAAAAGACCGUCGCCCAAAGCUCUAGGCGACGAUUAUGUUAUAUGGUUGCUAAAAAGAUGUUUUGGGCAACCAUAAUCAAUGGUGGCCAAAUUGUUGCUCCAGCGACUCAUAACAUAUGGUCGCCAAUAGGUUUCUAUGGCUACUACUAGUAAUGGUUGCUUUAAGGUACAAACUUCAGCAACCCUUUGAAUAUGGUUGCAUAAAGGUUGAAAACUACAACAACCUUUCUGAUGGUUGCUGAUUGUUAGACUUCCAUCAACUAUUUGCUUGGGCUGCUAAUGGUGUGUCGCUUCCUGCAACCAACUUGGUAGUCGGCUAUGAUUUGAUCAUUACUGAAAGUAUAAUUUUAGCUAACAAAACAUAAAUUGUAAUAGAUUUGGUUGUUAAUACCUAGAACUUAUAAAGUCCGAACAUUGAAUUUAAUAAUAGUCUCAAACAUUUAAGAAAUAUAUGUAUGAUACUACAAUAAUGUACUUUAAAUUCUUAAGUAAUGAGAAAUUCUCAAUCAUGUGACUAAAAUGCUAAUGGUAGAACACAACAUACAAAACUUCUAACUCUAGUGCAUUGACUAUACAUUAUAAAUAGUAUCAUCAUAAAUAGAAUUCUCGUUACUAAGACAACUCCAAUGGUAGUCCAGCUAUCGGCCAAACAUUCUUCUUCCCAUAGCCGAGACACUUCAUCUGAAGGAUAUAAUACAGAGAGGCAUAAGUAAUAUCUCUUAAGCAAACAACCACAAUAGUUUAAUGCAACGAACCUUACCAAUUUAAAUUUCAAACAACCAGCAUAAGAGGAUACACAGACAAAGGAAAGCUUAAAAAACAGAGAAAAGACCAGAAGAUGGAGAAAAGAGAGAUGCUUGGUGAAACACCUACAAUUAAAAAAUGACAGCACAUAAUUAUUAAUAAUAGCAACAACCAAUGUAAUACAACUCAUUUUCCAUUACUUACAGAAGUUCACAGCAAAUGGAAGCCCUUACAAAUCUCUCCAUAACCGAGCCAUUACACAGCCAUUCUCGACAUUAGUUACCUUUAUACAAACCCAAAUUUGUAACAAUUAUUAUUUGCAAACCAUUAUAUAGCCAUAACUAGAAUGUACACCAAAGUUCAUACAAUGCAAUAGCUAGGAAGGACUGUUGUAAAAGCUUCAGCGAUAGUUUGCAGUGUGUAUCUUAUAGCUAGAUAAUAAAAAAUAUGUUAAUCAAGAGACCAAAUACAAGCAGAUGAUAGCCAUGAUUCUAAAACAAUGGCUGAUUAAAUUCAAUGGAAAUUUCUUGCUCUAGGCAAGAAAAGAAACGACAUAAGGAUUU